AUGCAAGAUAAUCUCUAAUAAACAAAAACCUUGUUCUUAAUGCAAAAGAUUAUGAGUUAUAAACAAAAACCUUAACCUAUCAAUAAUAUUUUUGAAGAACACAAUCCCUACUAUGGGCCUAAAUAUGAUAACAAUAAUAAAAUAAUCGCUCGAAGUGUUGUAGGUAAACCAGAUAUUAUUGAAAGGAUAAAAAAGAGAAUAGAAGAAUCAAAAUUAUCUAAUUCUCCAAAAAUGAAAAACUCAGUUGUUUAUUAAAAAAUGAAACAAUCUUAUUCGAAUCUUUCUAAUAUGAAGAAAUCUCAAUCAUCAAAUAAGAUUCCUCUUUUUCAUGAUCCUAUUCAUUCGAAUAUUCUUUCUCGACAAGUUUCUCACAAUAAAUCUACAAUGGGAGCUUUAAUAAAUCAUCAUGCAAAUGUUAAUAUAGAAUAAUACUUAUAAGAAACAAAGAAAAGAAUAUAAAAAAAUGAAAUGGAAGUGAUGAAGCAGGAGAAGUAAUUAAAUAUCUUUGAAAGAAAUGCUAAUACUAGAUAAUAAAGAGUAAUAACAUCAUUUUAAGAACGUGAGUAAUCUUGGGAGUUAGUGAAUAUGACAAUUCAGAGUAAAUGUCAGACAAGAAGUAGGGAGAAGUUAACUUUAUUGCAAAAGAGUUAAGGUAAUGAGAUGGAGAAAUAUUAGAUAAACAGCAUAUCGCUUAAAGAAAGAAGUUCUUAAUGAAUUACCAGGUGAACCGAAGAAUUGGUAUUAAUAGCUAAGAGAAUCAAGUUACACUGUGGAGAAGGAAGAAGAUUCUUCAAUGAAUCGUUAGAGAUUGAACUUAAAUUCGAAAACUUUAUUAGUAAAGCAAGCUGAUUUGGAGAGUAGCCUAAGAGUUAGAGGAGAAAGCAAAUUGAAAAAGGAAUUUGAGAAUCCCAAAUUUUCUUUGAUUACUAUGAUUGGGCAGGAGAAAAUUGAAGAGAGUGAAAUGGAGAGAAAACGAAAAUAUUGA
Messenger RNA from Paramecium sonneborni, 985 nucleotides. NCBI's taxonomy places the organism in Eukaryota, Ciliophora, Oligohymenophorea, Peniculida, Parameciidae. The record is from the annotation of a GenBank genome assembly.